UCUCUCUUCUCCACUAUGGACAGAGCCUCCACUGAGCUGCUGCCUGCCCGCCACAUACCCAGCUGACAUGGGCACCGCAGGAGCCAUGCAGCUGUGCUGGGUGAUCCUGGGCUUCCUCCUGUUCCGAGGCCACAACUGCCAGCCCACAAUGACCCAGACCUCUAGCUCUCAGGGAGGACUUGGCGGUCUAAGUCUGACCACAGAGCCAGUUUCUUCCAACCCAGGAUACAUCCCUUCCUCAGAUGCUAACAGCCCAAGCCAUCUGUCCAGCACAGGUACCCCAGGCGCAGGUGUCCCCAGCAGUGGAAGAGACGGAGGCACAAGCAGAGACACAUUUCAAACUGUUCCCCCCAAUUCAACCACCAUGAGCCUGAGCAUGAGGGAAGAUGCGACCAUCCUACCCAGCCCCACGUCAGAGACUGUGCUCACUGUGGCUGCAUUUGGUGUUAUCAGCUUCAUUGUCAUCCUGGUGGUUGUGGUGAUCGUCCUAGUCGGUGUGGUCAGCCUGAGAUUCAAGUGUCGGAAGAGCAAGGAGUCUGAAGAUCCCCAGAAACCUGGGAGUUCAGGGCUGUCUGAAAGCUGCUCCACAGCCAAUGGAGAGAAAGACAGCAUCACCCUUAUCUCCAUGAAGAACAUCAACAUGAAUAAUGGCAAACAAAGUCUCUCAGCAGAGAAGGUUCUUUAAAAGCAACUUUGGGUCCCCAUGAGUCCAAGGAUGAUGCAGCUGCCCUGUGACUACAAGGAGGAAGAGAUGGAAUUAGUAGAGGCAAUGAACCACAUGUAAAUUAUUUUAUUGUUUCAUGUCUGCUCCUAGAUCUAAAGGACACUAGCAUUGCCCCAGAUCUGGGAGCAAGCUACCAGUAGGGGAGACUCUUUCCUAUAUGGACAGCUGCUGUGGAAAUACUGCCUGCUUCUCCCACCUCCUCAGAGCCACAGGAAAAGAGGAGGUGACAGAGCGAGAGCAAGGAAAGUGACGAGGUGGAUUGAUACUUUCUACUUUGCAUUAAAAUUAUUUUCUAGCCUGCAGUCUAA
This is a messenger RNA of Nomascus leucogenys (northern white-cheeked gibbon), 1032 nucleotides long. RefSeq names its product endothelial cell surface expressed chemotaxis and apoptosis regulator (gene ECSCR). NCBI's taxonomy places the organism in Eukaryota, Metazoa, Chordata, Mammalia, Primates, Hylobatidae. Gene Ontology annotation, cellular component: cytosol; plasma membrane. The record is from RefSeq and is a predicted model, not a curated record. Gene Ontology annotation, biological process: positive regulation of endothelial cell apoptotic process; negative regulation of angiogenesis; positive regulation of proteasomal protein catabolic process.